Molecule: messenger RNA, 1576 nt
Organism: Drosophila novamexicana
Lineage: Eukaryota; Metazoa; Arthropoda; Insecta; Diptera; Drosophilidae
Gene: Fuca
Product: putative alpha-L-fucosidase
Exons: 6
Coding region: 80-1558 (492 amino acids)
Biological process (GO): glycoside catabolic process; fucose metabolic process
Cellular component (GO): lysosome
Molecular function (GO): alpha-L-fucosidase activity
Source: RefSeq, a predicted model, not a curated record
GCCGUCGAAGCGAAGCGGAGCCAAAUAAAAUUGGGGAACGGCACAGUUGACUCUCAGUUGACUCUUGAUAACAACUAGAAUGGAGCGCAGGGGGCUGCAGGCACUCGCUGUGCUCGUGGCUUGUGCAGUCCAUGGCGCCGGGGGGCAGUCGCCGCCGGGUCAUCGCACCAGGUACGAGCCGAACUGGGCGAGUCUGGACCAGCGACCGCUGCCCCGCUGGUACGACGAGGCUAAGGUGGGCAUCUUUCUGCACUACGGCGUGUACUCGGUGCCGAGCUUUGGCUCCGAAUGGUUCUGGACCAACUGGAUAAAUCUGCGCAAUCCCGACUAUAUACGCUUCAUGCAGCGCAACUACAAGCCCGACUUCACCUAUCAGCAAUUCGCGGAUCAGUUCACGGCGGAGCUCUUCAAUGCCACGCAGUGGGCCCUGCUCUUUCGAGAUAGCGGCGCCAGGUAUGUCGUGCUGACCAGCAAGCAUCACGACGGCUACACGCUGUGGCCCUCGAAGCAGAGCUUCGGCUGGAACGCAAUGGAUGUGGGACCCAAACGCGAUAUAAUCAAGGAGCUGGCGGCGGCGGUGCGCAGCGUUACGGAUCUUCGAUUUGGGCUGUAUUACUCGCUGUUCGAGUGGUUCAAUCGAUUGUGGAUCGAUGACAAGCUGCAUCUGCUGCUGCAGCAGCACUUCGUGGACUACAAGGUGCGACCCGAGCAGAUGGAGCUGGUGCAGGAGUAUUUGCCGGAUAUCAUUUGGUCGGACGGCGAUUGGGAGGCGCCGGCCAAGUACUGGAAAUCGGAGGAGUUCAUCGCCUGGCUCUACAAUGACAGUCCCGUGCGGGAGACUGUGGUGACCAAUGAUCGCUGGGGCUUUGGCACCGCCUGCUUGCACGGCGACUUUUACAAUUGUGCGGAUCGCUUCAAUCCGGGCGUGCUGCAGGCCCACAAAUGGGAGAACGCAUUCACCCUGGAUCGCACCAGCUGGGGUCAGCGCUUCGAUGUCACCCUGUCGGAUUUCAUGAGCUCCAAAGAUGUCAUAAGGGAAAUUGUGAGCACGGUCAGCUGCAACGGCAAUGUCCUGAUCAAUGUGGGUCCCACCAAAUACGGCACCAUAUUGCCCAUUUUCGAGGAGCGACUGCGGGACAUGGGCCGCUGGCUGAAGGUCAAUGGGGCGGGCAUCUAUGGCAGCACGCCGUGGAUCUAUCAGAACGAUACCCAGACGCCGCACGUGUGGUACACCCGGGGCAAGGAGUCGGAUGAUGUCAACACCGUCAUCUAUGCAUUUGUACUGGAAUAUCCGUACGACACAAACGAGCUGGACAUAUAUCCGCUUGGCAAGGAAAUCAAUGUCUUUCGCAAUGUUUUGCUCACGGGCCUAGACUUGGGCAUGGAUAGCGAUGUCUUAAACAAGGCGACCACCCAGAUUACUAUGCUGGGCAUGGAAGACACGAAGAUAGCCUGGACGGCAAACCACAACAAAUUGCACAUCCUAUUUCCACCCAAACAUCAUAUUGAUAAGCGUGGCCUCGAUUACGCCUGGACUUUUAAAAUAACUAUAGUUUAAGCUUAACGCUUAACCCAU